AUGAGGAUAAAUGGGAGUAAAAAUUACUCUUCAACGAAGAUAUUCUUCAAAUUAAAAUUUGCUGUUCUUUCACAGUGUGUAAAAUUAUAUGUGUUGUAUCCACAGAUGAGAUAUGUAGUUCGUGUGUCGCUACAUUAUUUCAUGGAAUAACUGAUACUGAUGUAUAUUAUUAUGUAUUAAUAUUAUAAGGAGUUCUGCGAGGAAUCUCCAUAUCUGAAAUGUCAGAGGAUGAGUUUUCGGGCUAAUGCUGCUGAUUUAAAGAGACUGUAGCUUAGAAAACCUUAAAAAUAUCAAAGAUCAAACGAUUUUGCUAGAUAAAAAAUAAAAAUAUCAAAAAUUAAAUUAUUUUUGUUUUAAAUAUGAAUUCUACAACUAGAAUUCUAUAUUCUGCAACUAUAUACUAUAUAUUUACAUAUAUGUAAAAUAGAAUUGUUCCGUGUAAUUUUAUCUCAGUUCCUUUUUGUUCUCCCAUUUAGUGGCUUGCGCUGAGGACGAAUCCAUGGGACCAGUAUUUGUCAAGGAACCACCAAACCGAGUUGACUUCUCUAAUGGAACCGGAGCUGUCGUCGAAUGCCAGGCCAGAGGAAACCCCCAACCGGAUAUCAUCUGGGUUCGUGCUGACGGAAGCGCUGUUGGAGACGUUCCUGGACUCAGACAGGUAUUUUCCUUUGUUUUAACAAAUUACUACUACACAGUAGGGCAUCUUUCAAACUGUCAAAGACUAAACAAUGUUUCAUUGUAAUGCUGUUUCUUGAAUUUUCGUAAAAUUAUUAAGUAAAGUCCUUGGAAUUUAUUUUUUCGGUAUUAAAAAGUCGAGUUUGAUAAUAAUGAAGUAAUUAAAGAAAAUUCAGAAUGGAACUCAUUAAUUAACUCGUUCGUUAUAUAAUGUAAUAGUAUUGCAGGAAAUAUUGUAGAUUACUGUUCAGAAGUAUUUAAACAGUCAGUGCAAUACGAUUGAAAGAUUAAUAAUUUCUGUUAUUCAUUGCAUUUUCAACUUUUUGUAAUGAAAGAACUUUUUCUACUGUUAAUCCUUUAUUUCGUCCAAUAAUUGAAUGUAAGCGAUUUUAACGAGAAAUAUAUCUGCAUUGUUCAAGUUCUAUAUUUGCAAUGAAUACCUACAGAAACAAAUAUCUCUCCAGCAUGGAACAGAUAUAUUUCAAAUCAUUUAGGAUAUAUUUGUGCAAAAUAAUUUUCAUUUAUCGUAUUACUGUCCAUUAUUCUUAUUAAUAUCUUAAUAGAUCCUUUUGUUAUCUAUAAUUGAAGUAUAUUUAAAUGAUAAUAAUAACAUGAUAAUAAUUUUGUCGUGUUCAAAUGUAUUUAAGUAUAUAGUACAUUCUUACCACGAAAUAUAUAAAACCAGAAUAUAGAAAUACGUAUAUAACAUGUAUAAAUUUAAUUUAUUACAUUCAAAUUAUAAAUAUAAUUAUAUUAAACAUAUAUAUCUUCCUAGAACAUUUAGAAAUGCUUUUCGUUUACUAAAGGAAAUAUAACUAAAUAUAAUUAUUAAUAUUAUAUUUAAAAAAAAAAUUGUAAAAAAUAAGGGGAGAAAGGAAAGAAUACAACGAUUGUCCGUUCAUUCUAGACAUUUUGAUUUAAUGAUAAAAAUUAUUCGUUGUAGAAUAACCCAAUUUGA
Heterotrigona itama is the source of this 1633-nucleotide messenger RNA. The record is from the annotation of a GenBank genome assembly. Lineage: Eukaryota; Metazoa; Arthropoda; Insecta; Hymenoptera; Apidae.